AUGUCUGACUAUAAUUCGGAUAUCAUCAAUUCUAAGGGGCUUCUGACAGAAUCAGAUGAUGUAUCAAACAAGGUUGUGACCCAUGUUCAUGUUUCUGAAGUUCACAGCUUCGCUACCACGGAUUCAAAGCCUUAUAUUAAUCUUGACUUGAAUCUUACCCCAGAACAGAUUGCUCUUAGAAAGAAUUGGAAAUACAAAGUUGCCAUAUUUUUUUGGGAUGCUGUUGAUAAACAUCCAUAUGAACAAAUUGCUGUUCUCAAAACUGAUUUCUUUCUAUUAUCAUCAGCUAUGCUUGGUUAUUUUAUUAAACAAAUGAGCCAGCGCUCAAUGGCGACCGCUUAUGUUAAUGGAAUGUCUGAGUAUUACCAUAUGAAUUCGGGGGAGAACGCAAACUCCUACAACACGCUUAUCAGUUUAUGGACUGUUGGAUACAUCAUUGGUCAAAUCCCAAGUAACCUUAUUUUACAUAAGGUUUCUCCAAGAUACUAUUUAGGAGGAUUGGAACUUAUUUGGGCAACUUUGACAUUGUUGUUGGUCACUUGCAAGACAUUGAAACCAAUGUAUGCCCUUCAAUUUCUUAUUGGAUUAACUGAGUCUGGUUUUUUCCCAGCAAUUGAAUAUCUUAUUGGCUCGUGGUAUUCUCACGAAGAGUUGAAUAAGCGGGAAUCAUUGUUUGCAUGUGCGGGAGUUGCUGCUUCCAUGGUCGCUGGCCCGCUACAAGAGGCAGUUUUGAAAGGAGUUGGUAAAACUAGUACAAGAUAUGCAGCAUUUCAAUGGUUGUUCAUCGUCAUUUCUAUCAUUUCAUUUCCUGUUGGCUUUUAUACCAUGUUGGUUAAUCCAAAUACCCCAAGUACCACAAAAGCAUUUUAUUUCACUGAAAGAGAUAAGCUAGUGGUUAAAGAAAGAAGAAGAAGGAUUGGAGCGGAAUUAAAUAUUAGACACAAGUAUACUUGGAAAAAAAUCAAGUCUUUUUUCAACACUUGGCACAUUUGGGUUUUCCCGUUGAUUUUCUUGGCCUAUAAUAAUAGCUGUCAAGAUAUUGGUCAGCCAACUUUCACUACCUGGAUGAAGUAUGAUUUGGGAUUGCCGUCGUCCAAAUACAAUAUCUACCCAACGAUUUUGAGUGGGGUUUCUAUUGCUGUUACUAUCUUCAUGGCUUAUAUCACCGAUUUCACUAAGAAUAGGCUCAAUGUCUUUUUCACUCAGGCAUUCUUUGUCUGUACGAUUAUUGGGUGCGCUUUGUUGGCCCAUUGGGACAUUCCUCUUGGUUUACACUGGUUCUGCUACUUUUUGAUCGGUGUUCCAACUGCCUGGGGGCAACCACAAAUUUUUGCCUGGGUCAACAAACUAUUAAGACAUGAUGAUAUGAAGCGUAAUUUUGUGGUUGUGUGCACCAACACUUUGGCAUAUGUCACUAACGCAUGGGUACCAAAUCUAGUAUUUAACACCAAAUAUCAGCCAGAAUAUUUUAUUGGUUUCACUUACACGGCUGUGUUGUCGUCUUUUGGGGUGAUCAUGACUGUUAUUGCUACUCAUCUUACGAAUAGAGAUCAGAAGAUUGAAAGGACUCAGUUGAAAGAAUUUGAAGAAGAAGAAGAUUCUUCUGCUGUUGCUACUUAG
Saccharomycopsis crataegensis is the source of this 1620-nucleotide messenger RNA. RefSeq lists its product as uncharacterized. The coding region runs from base 1 to 1620 and encodes 539 amino acids. Gene Ontology annotation, cellular component: membrane. Gene Ontology annotation, biological process: transmembrane transport. The transcript has 2 exons. Gene Ontology annotation, molecular function: transmembrane transporter activity. The record is from RefSeq and is a predicted model, not a curated record. NCBI's taxonomy places the organism in Eukaryota, Fungi, Ascomycota, Saccharomycetes, Ascoideales, Saccharomycopsidaceae.